Messenger RNA from Abrus precatorius (Indian licorice), 447 nucleotides. RefSeq lists its product as uncharacterized. The record is from RefSeq and is a predicted model, not a curated record. Lineage: Eukaryota; Viridiplantae; Streptophyta; Magnoliopsida; Fabales; Fabaceae. The transcript is spliced from 2 exons. The coding region runs from base 1 to 447 and encodes 148 amino acids.
AUGAAGCAAGUUGAGAUUAUCCAAAGAAGAUUGAGGGCGACUCAAAGUCGUCAAAAAUCAUACGUCAAUCGAUGCCGGGGGCCUUUAGAGUUUGAGACGGGUGACCACGUAUUUUUGAGAGUAUCACAAACCACGGUAGUUGGACGAGCUUUGAGAGCAAAGAAGUUAAUACCUAAGUUCAUUGGGUUGUAUCAAAUACUGCAUCGUAAGAUACCAAUAGCCUAUGAGUUAGCUUUACCACCUCAAUUGGAAAGGCUACACAAUAUACGAGAUGAGUUGUCAGUUGAGCUUCCAGCUGCCCUCAUUGAAAACACUAGGGUUAAGGAACUUAGAGGCAAAUCUAUCCGACUAGUAAAAGUCAUUUGGGAUUCAAUUACUGGUGAUACGACGUGGGAGUUGGAGGAUCGGAUGAGAGAGCAAUUCCCUCAUCUUUUCUCUAAUGAAUGA